UGCUCGCCGCAUUGCCCUGCUCCCGCUGAUCGCCGCCACGUUACAGAACUCCCACGCAUAUAGACUUACAGGCAACAGGCAUCUACCUGGCACACUCACCCGCCGAGCCUGGGCUCCAUUGCCAUCUUAGAAACCAUGUUGUCGAAGUUCGAGACAAAGUCGAAUCGGGUGAAAGGUCUGGCUUUUCACCCCAAGCGCCCCUGGAUUUUGGCGUCGCUUCACAAUGGCUCUGUUCAAUUAUGGGACUAUAAAAUGGGAACGCUCAUUGAGCGGUUCGAUGAGCACGAAGGCCCAGUACGCGCUGUAGCGUUUCAUCCUACCCAGCCACUGUUUGUCUCCGGUGGUGACGACUACAAAAUCAAAGUUUGGAACUGGAAAACGCGGAGAUGCCUCUUCACGUUGAACGGGCACAUCGACUAUAUCAGGACUUUGUCCUUCCACCACGAGAGCCCUUGGAUUCUCAGUGCUUCCGACGAUCAGACGAUUCGGAUUUGGAACUGGCAAUCUCGCAACUGUAUCUCCAUCUUGACCGGUCACAAUCACUACGUUAUGUCUGCACAAUUCCACCCGAAGGACGACCUGGUCGUCUCUGCAUCCCUGGAUCAGACCAUCCGAGUUUGGGACAUCUCUGGUUUGCGGAAAAAACAUGCGGCAGCACCAGGAACCGGCCCUGUCGAUUACGAUAUGCGGAUGGGAGGGCCUGGAGGGCAAGGGGAGCUCUUUGGGAACACCGAUGCUAUGGUGAAAUACGUAUUGGAGGGUCAUGACAGAGGAGUAAACUGGGCGACUUUCCACCCAAAUCUACCCCUGAUUGUGUCGAGUUCUGAUGACCGCACGAUCAAGCUGUGGAGAAUGAAUGAAACUCGCGCCUGGGAGGUCGACACAUGUCGUGGGCAUUACAACAAUGUCUCGUCCGUUCUGUUCCACCCACGCCAAGAUUUGAUUCUCAGUAACUCGGAGGACAAAACCAUUCGAAUCUGGGAUCUGAAUAAGCGCACUGCGCUACAGACCUUCCGCAGGGAGCACGACAGGUUCUGGAUCAUGGCCGCGCAUCCUGAGCUCAAUUUGUUCGCCGCAGGGCAUGACACCGGUCUCAUCGUUUUCAAACUGGAGCGCGAGCGUCCAGCUCACGCAACCCACCAAAACAUGCUCUACUACGUGAAGGACAAAUUCCUCCGAUCGCACGACUUCCAGACCGGUAACGACGUGCCCCUCAUUACCAUCCGUCGCGGUGCGACGGGACAAGUGCCUCCACCUCGCGCCCUAUCAUACAACCCAGCAGAGCAUUGUGCUCUGAUUACUUCCUCGCAGGACGGGGGUAUCUACGAGCUUUACAGCCUCCCACGUGGGCAGGGAACUGGGGAGAGCGUUGAGGCGAAGCGCGGGACGGCCUCGUCUGCUGUGUUUGUGGCGCGAAAUCGGUUUGCGGUUCUUGACAAAACGAACCAGCAAAUCUACAUCAAAGACCUGCGCAACGAGAUGGUGAAGCAGUUCAAGCCACCGUCUACCGUCCAGGAUAUUCAGUACGCUGGCUCCAAAAACAUUCUCCUCAUUACCAGUACAUCUGUGAUUCUGUUCGACACCGAACUCCGAACGAGUCUCGGAGAGCUUAACGUGACUGGCGUACGCUAUGUGGUGUGGGCACCGGACAUGUCGGUCGUUGCUUUCAUUAGCAAGCACACAAUCGUCAUUGCCACCAAGGAAUUGGAGCAACUGUGUCUCAUACACGAGACGAUCAAGAUCAAGAGUGGAACAUGGGAUGAUGUUGGCGUGUUCUUGUAUUCGACGCUCAACCACAUCAAAUACGCGCUUCCACAGGGUGACAACGGCAUCAUCCGAACAGUGGAGCAACCCGUCUACCUCACCAGAAUCAAGGGCAAGAACGUCCACUGCCUAGACCGCGACGGCAAGGUCCGCGCCAUCGCCAUCGACCCAACCGAAUACCGUUUCAAGCUUGCUCUCGUCCGCAAGAACUACAAUGAAGUUCUACAUUUGAUCCGUACCUCGAAUUUGGUCGGACAGUCGAUUAUUGCGUAUUUACAGAAGAAGGGGUAUCCGGAGGUCGCACUGCACUUUGUGAAAGACGCCAAAACCCGGUUCGAAUUGGCUAUCGAGUGUGGUAACCUUGCUGUGGCUGUCGAGACCGCGCAGGCCAUCAAUAGGGAAGAAUGCUGGCAGAAGCUGGCACAGGAGGCUUUGAAGCAAGGAAAUCACCAGGUUCUGGAAAUGGCGUAUCAGAAGGUGGCGAACUACGAGCGAUUGUCGUUCUUGUACCUCAGCACGGGAAACACGGAUAAGCUCCGGAGGAUGCUGAAGAUUGCUGAGAAGCGAAAUGACACUAUGUCGCGGUACCAUAAUGCGCUCUAUCUUGGGGAUAUCGAGGAGCAGAUUCGGUUGUUGAAGGAUGUCGGACAAUUACCUCUUGCCUACCUCGCCGCGAAAACCCACGGACUUACGGAUGAGGCUGCUUCCAUCCUGGCCGCCGCCGGCUUGGAGUCCGAGCCGGAUAUCCCAAGAGGCGGGCAACUCCUCAAAGUCCCAACGCCACUCCUCCGCCAAGGCAACUGGCCCCAACUCGCGGUCUCCAAAGGCUUCUUCGAGCAAGGCCUACUCGGAGAGGGCCAAGCCGCACCCACAACAAUGGAAAACCAAGUCAUGCGCGAAACCGGCGGCUGGGCGGAUGAAGAGGCAGAAGUGCACGAAACCCCGCAAGAAGCACAGCGCCUCGACUCCGUCAACGCCGCCGUGGACUUCGACGGUGCCGCGGGAGACGCAUGGGGUCUGGACGAAGACCUCGGUAUCCCGGACGUCAUCCAACCCGCAGCGGCGUCCCCGACCGAGUCAUCCACCGCCGGUCCCCGGAUCCCGCCGCCCGGAACAAACUUCAACGACACGUGGGCGCGCAACUCCGGUCUGGCGGCCGACCAUGCCGCAGCCGGAGCGUUCGAGAGCGCGAUGCAGCUGCUGAAUAGACAGAUUGGCGCGACGAACUUCACGCGUUUGCAGCCGCUUUUCCUCGCGGCGUGGCAAGGAUCCAGGGUGUAUAUGCCGAUGAAUGCGCCGUUGGCGCCCGUUGCGCUUCCGCUGCAGCGCGCGUCGGAACGGCCGUUGCCGCAUCGGGCUUUGACGUUGUCGUCUUUGUUGAGUAAGCUGCAGGAGGCUUAUGCUGCGACUACGGGCGGACGAUUCUCGGAAGCGCUCGCUACCUUCAAGGUGAUCUUGCAGCAAAUUAUCCUUACCGUCGUCGACCGUGAGGAUGAAGUUGCCGAGAUCGGACAACUAGUCGACUCCUGCCGCGAAUACAUCCUCGGCCUGCAAAUGGAACUCAACAGGCGGGGUCUGAGCCCCGAGACGCAGUCCCCACGGAUGCUGGAACUUGCCGCAUAUUUCACACACUGUCAGCUGCAGCCGCCACACGUGCAGCUCAGUCUGCAGGCUGCGAUGGGGUUGGCGUUCAGGUUGCAGAACUUUGUUACGGCUGCUCAUUUUGCGCAGAAGUUGCUGGAGAUGAACCCUUCGCCUGGUGUCGCCCAGAAGGCCCGCGCCCUCCAAGACCGAGCCCAACAAACACCCACCGACGCCGUAACGAUCGAGUACGACAAAUUCAACCCCUUCGUAGUCUGCGGCGCGUCGUACACGCCCAUCUACCGCGGCAGCCCGACGACGACGUGCCCGUACUGCCGGGCGUCGUACAAGCCGGAGUUUGCGGGCGGGUUGUGCUCUGUGUGUGAGAUUUCGCAGGUUGGCGCGCCGGGCACGGGGUUACGGAACGCUUAGAUGUGGGUGGGGUGUUUUGUACCUUCUAUUUUUCUUAAUCGUUCUGCCUGCUUGCCUGUGCCUCCUUCCCUUUUCCGUCUAUAUUUGGGGCUCAAUGAGACUAUUUUGCGC
Molecule: messenger RNA, 3888 nt
Organism: Fimicolochytrium jonesii
Lineage: Eukaryota; Fungi; Chytridiomycota; Chytridiomycetes; Spizellomycetales; Powellomycetaceae
Product: coatomer WD associated region-domain-containing protein
Exons: 15
Coding region: 136-3777 (1213 amino acids)
Biological process (GO): intra-Golgi vesicle-mediated transport; retrograde vesicle-mediated transport, Golgi to endoplasmic reticulum; intracellular protein transport
Cellular component (GO): COPI vesicle coat
Molecular function (GO): protein binding; structural molecule activity
Source: RefSeq, a predicted model, not a curated record